Messenger RNA from Lindgomyces ingoldianus, 2082 nucleotides. RefSeq lists its product as uncharacterized. Lineage: Eukaryota; Fungi; Ascomycota; Dothideomycetes; Pleosporales; Lindgomycetaceae. The record is from RefSeq and is a predicted model, not a curated record. The transcript has a single exon. Bases 1 to 2082 code for a protein of 693 amino acids.
AUGAGUAGCCCGUUCGGGAAUAGCAGAAACCCUUUCUCCCGGCGCCAACAUUCAACCACCCCAAGCCAUUUUGAAUCCCUUCAGGAUGGAUCACCCGGCCAUGAUGACGACUAUUCGCUUCCUAGCUAUGACUAUACCGAGGAUAGCUCCCAACCUAACAGACCCGAAUCUACGCCCGGCUAUCGCAAGCCUACCGAAGCUUCUAAAAAGAAACGCAGAUCUGAUAUCGUUCCCCGAAGCGGCAGAGGCGGGGAACCAAUGUUUCAUUCUACACCCGAUUCUAUUAGCCCCAAGGGCCCAUGGAAACCUGCUGGCAAGGCAGCACCUCACAGUGACCUCCACAACCCCUUGGGCUUUCGGAGGUCUUCAACGUCCGUUAGUUCACUUGCAGGAAAACCUAACGCCGGAUUUCGUACCCCGACUACCAGUAGUUACGGCUCGCUAACACCAUCUUCAACACCCACACGAAAGCGGUCUUUUAACUUGCCGCUCAUGGCAGUGCUGCCAAGGAUAGAGCGGCGACGGAGCGGGUUGAAUCAGAGUCCCCUUGCAGCAUCAGCUGACGACGUCACUAACAUCGAUCGGUCUAAAUUAGGACGGCUUUCGGCUGAAAUGUCUGGGAUCCGUUUGAAACGUCCGGAUCGUAGGUUAUCUAUGUCCGUGGAUUCUGAGACUAUGCGCGAGACAUUGAAAUGGAGAGAGAGUCAACGCAGCUAUCAUGGUAUGAAUAGCCCGCCUCCAGAACUCGCGGAUGUGAUGAAUGGGAAUGGUUAUGGGAGUCCGUCGAAUGAAGUGGAGGGAUAUGGAUACUAUGAUGUACAGCAUAAGAGGUUAUCACAACCAACUUAUCAGCUGAACGACACCAACGCCGACUCAGAAGAAGAAGGAGAUGAACGCAAUCCCCCACAAACCGUUCAUAUGAAUCACCAGUCUGCUUCCGAUAGUCCAUCCUCCAACAACGCUGUCGCCUCGCCUACCCUCUUCCCAUCCGCCUUACCCUCAACUCCUGACAUCAUCCUCCCCCGCCUGUCCUUCGAACACCGACGCACGCACUCCCUGCGCGAAAACCCAUACGUGCAAAAGCUCUCCGAAGAAGUCUCAUCCCUAAAAGCCACCCUCGCGAGCAAAUCCCAAGCGCUCUUUGACCAAGAAGCAAAGCACCAAGAAGAAAUCGCCAUUCUCUCCUCCAAACUCUCUCCCUCUCCCUCCCCCAACCCACUCACAGCCUCCGAAACCGCUCCCAGCUGGCAAACCCUCUACCACCAAAAAUGUCUUGACAACGCUAAACUCGUCUCUGAUAUGAAAGAUCUGCGCAUCGAACUAGAGAAAAACUACCGGCCUAAGCUAAAACGCGAGAACGAGCGACUGCAAAAAGAUAUCUGGGAUGCGCGAGACUUCGCCUCCUUACUCGAACAAACCGUGCAAACAUUCCAAUCACAAGCGCAGACUUGGGAAGCUGAAUAUAAAGCCCUUGAAUCCCGCUCUAAAAUUUCGUCUGCGCAAAAAGACUCUCGGAUUGCGGAGCUGGAAGCCGAAAUGAGUGGUGUUAUCGCUGAGUAUUACAGGAACGUGGGGCAUGAGCAGAAGGACGAGGUUUUGUAUUUGAGGACGAAGAUUCAGGGGUUAGGACAUACGCUUGAUGGACUGCUGAGGGAGAAUAAGAAGGUGGCUACGGAGAGAGAUGAAUGGGGUAAGGCUGUGAAAGCAAUGAUGGAAAGGGGGGAAAGGCUUCCUUCUGGCUACACUGCACCACGUCCGUUCUCCUUUACUACCCGCAAGCCGAAUUUCGAAAGCGAAGCAGAAAUUGCAGAGCGCAACGAAUACCUUGCGCAGGUGAGAGAAACGCAGGAGGCGAAGAGGGAGCGGGAAGACGCGUUGUGCGACUUACUAGAGAAAGCGAGGAGGUUUAAGAUGGGCGAUAGGUAUCCUCCUAUUUGGAAGGGGUUUGAGGAAGUGAGGAGGAUGGAGGAGUGGGAGAGGUGGGAGGUAGAGCGGUAUUUGGAGGUUGCGCCUAUGGAAGAUAGGCUAGCGGCGGAGAGUGUGAGUAAGGAGUUUAGAGAGAGGAAUAGGGUUUCGGAGUAA